CCGACUAUCUUUGGAAACGUACACGAGGCCUUUUUUUGAGCCGCUCUCUUCGCGUUAGAUUGCUAACUGAACACUACUCUAAUAUGGCUAAGAGAACAAAGAAGGUCGGAAUCACCGGCAAGUACGGUACCCGUUAUGGUGCCAGUUUGCGUAAAAUGGUGAAGAAAAUGGAAAUCACCCAGCACAGCAAGUACACUUGCACUUUCUGUGGAAAGGAGUCAAUGAAAAGAAGCGUUGUUGGUAUCUGGUCCUGCAAGAGGUGCAAGCGCGUUGUUGCUGGAGGAGCUUGGGUAUUCGCAACCACCACAGCUGCAUCUGUAAGAUCAGCAGUGCGCAGAUUGCGUGAAGUGAAAGAUCAGUAAAUAAAACAACAUCACGACAACACCAACACAGUAAAUAAUACAACAAUUAUGGUACCUAAAGUAUCUGUUUGUAUUAUUUCUCCUAACACUGAAUCCAAAAUGUUAUAUUCUAAAUUUAUUAGAAUAAGUUUUAUAAAAUAAACUUAAUGAAAUAACUAA
Trichogramma pretiosum is the source of this 521-nucleotide messenger RNA. Its product is annotated as 60S ribosomal protein L37a. Gene Ontology annotation, molecular function: structural constituent of ribosome. The record is from RefSeq and is a predicted model, not a curated record. The transcript has 3 exons. Gene Ontology annotation, biological process: translation. Lineage: Eukaryota; Metazoa; Arthropoda; Insecta; Hymenoptera; Trichogrammatidae. Gene Ontology annotation, cellular component: ribosome. The coding region runs from base 84 to 362 and encodes 92 amino acids.